This is a messenger RNA of Kwoniella shivajii, 327 nucleotides long. RefSeq lists its product as uncharacterized. NCBI's taxonomy places the organism in Eukaryota, Fungi, Basidiomycota, Tremellomycetes, Tremellales, Cryptococcaceae. The transcript has 5 exons. Gene Ontology annotation, molecular function: single-stranded DNA binding; damaged DNA binding. Bases 1 to 327 code for a protein of 108 amino acids. The record is from RefSeq and is a predicted model, not a curated record. Gene Ontology annotation, biological process: nucleotide-excision repair; double-strand break repair via homologous recombination; base-excision repair. Gene Ontology annotation, cellular component: nucleus; DNA replication factor A complex; site of double-strand break.
AUGUCACGUCUAGGCCCAGAGCCGCGCAUCAAUUCUAAGUUCCUCACACAACACCGUGGUGAAACGAUUCGUCUCACAGCGAAAGUGGUAAAACUCUCUGGUGAUACAGCUACAGUAGAGACAUCCGAUGGCGCUGCCCUCGGUGUUCACCUUUCACGAGACAUGCACAUUGGCGACGGUUACGUAGAGAUCAUCGGUAUGGUGAAAGAUGAUUUGAGUAUCAAGGCUCAUACGUAUAUCGAAUUAGGUAGUAACCUUGAUAUGAAAGCGGUUAAUGCUGUAGUUGAGUUUGCUCAUUCUCCCAAAGGCCAAGGCGUUUUCCUUUGA